UCGGGGAUUACGGUUUCUUAGCCUUCCGUGAGAACGUGUCUCUGUCCAAGGGUGAGCCUCAAAGCGGGAGCCCUGACUCAGCCUCUCAUCUGACGACUGUCAGCUGCCGCUGCCGCCAGCCCGUCCCCUGCCCAGGCCUGUCUCUGUGCCAUCUCUCAGCAGGGGCAGCAGAAUGAAAGAAGUCAUGUCCAGUAACAGCACUGCCAGCAUCUCCCAAGCCAGGAAGGCUGUGGAGCAGCUAAAGAUGGAGGCCUGCAUGGACAGAGUGAAGGUCUCCCAGGCAGCAGCGGACCUCCUGGCGUACUGUGAAGCUCACGUGCGGGAGGACCCUCUCAUCAUUCCAGUGCCUGCGUCAGAAAACCCCUUCCGAGAGAAGAAGUUCUUUUGUACCAUCCUCUGACUCCGUUUGCUAUGAAAACGUCUCCUUUCCUGUCCGUAAAAUCCCUUGUAGAGACCGCGCAUGCUCAUAGCUUUAGGGAGCUCUGCCCACACCCACCCCCGCCCAACCAGGGUCGCCCAGGCCUGUCUCCUCUUUUCAUUGGUUUUCUUCAUUGCAUUCUAUUUCACUUUUUCUUUUCAUUUUCAUGUUAUUUUCAUUAUUAGAAAAGGAAAUAGGCAUUUUUGUAGCCAAAUAACAAAUGUGCCAAGUAAAAAUAAGUAUGGGUUUAAGGACUUAAAUUUUUUUAACAUCAAUUCCCAAGUUUACAUAGGUCAAGUGUAUACAUUUCAGUGGAUAAUUUAUUGAGAAGUGGAUAAUUUAUUGAGAAAACAAUCCCCCAUUCGUGAUCAUUCAGUGUCAAAUUAGAUCAUUUUGACCAACUGAAGUAUAUGGGUAAAGUUUCCAUCUCUCUUCCUGGAGAAAGCCGUUCUGGAAGUUCUCUAUUUCCUGCUUUUCUGUCAUCCUAUUUAAAGAAGAAAUAACCCACAUCAUCGGAUGGUUUUCUAAACGUGGGUCAUCCUGGGGCCUUGUGGCCCAGCCCCUGAGGGAGGGUCCAGACCCCUGUUUCCCACUGAUUGUCAUUGAUCCCUUUGGAGGUGGUCCUUCUACGAAUGUAGGUGUUGGGUGGAUAUUGGAGUGAGCUUAACUGUAAAUGUCACACCAUUACCUCUGUUUAUGUGCGCCAGCCCGGCGGGCCAGGGGCACAUGUCUUCUCUCCAAAUGCCACCUCAUCCUGCUCCCUCCUAUUCUGGCUCCUGCUCUGCAUGGGCUGCAUUAAUAAGGGCCUGUUCUGGGGAAUUCCCUGGCAGUCCAGAGGUUAGGACUCUGUGUUUCCACUGCAGGGGUCCUGGGUUCGAUCCCUGGUUAGGGAACUAAGAUCCCACAAGUUGUGUGGCGUGGCCAAAAAAUAACAAUAAUAAUAAUAACAAAAAUAAGGGCCUGUUCUGGGUACAGCACUGGGUCCUGUGGGGUUUCACCAGGGUGGCCCCUGCCGCAGAGGAGUGAGUGAGGGGCAGCAGCUCACCACGUAGCAUCCACUGAUCAGAGCAUUCACACGUAUCCACUUAUUUAAUCCUCCAACAAUAAAUAAAUGCCGUGAGAGUAUGUCUGUUCUAAAGAGAGGGAAACUGAGGCACAAAAAGACCAUGUAGUUUCCCCAAGGUUAUAGAUGGUGAGCCGGAAGACUGGGACCUGAGCCCCUGAGCUCCACUGCCUUCCAGGCCUACCUGUUUGUAGGCAGGUAGGUAGACCUGCAGACAACCUGAGCCACAUGCCACAAAGCACCGUUGCUGGGGUCCGCUUAGCAGCACACUUCUCUUCCCAUCUUCGCCAGGAGCAGGCGUGUUGGGCCCAUAUUCUGGCAGCUUAUGGAAGAUGAAACGUGGCUGCUGCCAUGGAAUGCUAGGCGGCUCUCGAUUUUUCUUAGACAGACUUGCAAGCCCCACCUCAAACAAACUCCUACCACCCCGGAUGAAGGAAGGGAAUAAACCACAGGGGCAGAGAGCACUCUGUCCAAGUAUGUCCUGUUCCAUUUGUUUGGAAACUGUCUCCCUUCCUGGCUCUGGCAGUGGCUUCACUGUAGGGCAAGCCAUUGUGUGCCUGGAACCUGCAAACUGGGGAUAAUGGUAGUUAUUCUUCCUGCCUUUCUGUCUAGGACAGAGGGAGGUGCUACAUAGAUGAAAGCUCUGAUUAUCAUUUAAAACAAAUGUGCUAAAUGCCAGGCUAUAGUAUAGGGAAGAAUGCAUGACUUCAAAGAUCCAUGGUUCAGUUGGAGGGAUCAUGUAAAACCGCCUACAGAGAGGCAAAUGUCAUUUUCAGAUCAAUUAAUGACUUGCUACCCUCAUAAAUGGUUUUAGUACAUUUUUAUUCUUUGCUUCUUCUGUUGAAACCCAUUCUUUGUUUCAUGAAAGCUCCCUGAUAAUAACACUGUUGUUAGGAAGCUGUGUGCUCAAACUACAGCAGAAUUGUAUGCUGUCUGUGAUAAUAGGACUUCCAAUCCUCCUCUGUUUUGGUUUAUGACCAGGAUCUCUUUAUUCUGUGGUCCACAUCAACAUCAUGAACCUGAUAAAGCAAAGCACAAUCCAUAAAAGCACAUCAGAGAAGCUGGGAAAGUGGGACAGCAUGGAAACUGGCUAAAUCAGGUCAAGAAAAUAAUGUGCUCCUCCUAGUCUUCACCAGACUUUCUCCCCUUUGUUUUCACUUUCAACAUCCCUCCAUAUUCUGCCUCCACUUUUUCCCUCUUUUUCCUUCUCCUCCUCUCUUCCUUGCACCCCUCCAUGAGAUGCUUUUUGUCCUUUUACUACACCUUUUCCUUCCAAACCUAUGGCGUUUUGUGUGGCUUGCCCCUUUUAACGUAUCCCUGAACUCAUCGCUGCCCUUAAAGGCAAGUUCGUGAACAUGCGCUGUGAGACACGCAAACAUGUGGAUGAGCCCCUCCCCCCCCAGCAAUCGCCGGGAGCUGAUGAAGCUGCCUAUAGCGGGCAGUUGUCAUAUGGUGUUUCUAGCUUGGCUGUCCAGCACCUGACCCCUUUCCUAAAGGGGGAAAUCAUGAAAUCACCCCUAUGUAUAAAUGUAGGGAUGCAGUGCCCCCAGCACAGUGGAUGCUGAAGUGGGGAGGUCUUCUCUGUCUCUCAGGUGCAUCCCCUUUUCCAGCACCAGACCGGCCAGUGACCCAGGGUGAACUCCUUGGACUCCCAUGCUUGGGAUUGUGAGCUUGGUGCAAGUGACACAGAAAUUAAGCGAUGCUGAGAUUCGUUUCAUGGGACCUGUGGUGGUCCAGGGGUGGCAGUGGUCCAGCAGGGGAAGUGUCUAGGAUUGGCAGGCGUGGUGUGUCCACUGGUAGUAAUGUCCAGGGAUGGCGGAGUCCUGAGCAGACCAUUUCUUCUUCGUUUCUUGGCCCCCACCCAUCUUCCCAGGCCUCCUUUCUAGUUUUCUGUCAAUUCUGUGAGCCGCCAAGCUCCAUCCAAUAAAUUCCUCAUUCUUCUGUGAAAUAGCUUGGGUUGAAUGUACAUAUCAUAUGACCUAAAAACUCCACUCCUCUGCCCAACAGAAAUGUGUACGUAUAUUCACCAAAAGAAAUGUACUAGAAUGUUCACAGAAGCACUGUUCAUAAUAACCCUGAACUGGAAAGUACCCAAAUACCCACGUUGAAUGGAUAAACUAGGGUAUAUUUGCACAGUGAAGUCCUACACAGCAAGGAGAAGGGGUGCUCCUGCUGCCACACACACGGCACCAUGUAAGUCUCACGAGAGGCGGCAAGUUCGUACUGUAUGGUUCCAUUUAUAUCAAGUGUGAAACCCAGCAAAGUUCGCCUCUGCUGUUGCAAGUAGGGAUAUGAGUUACUCCUGGGGGGAUGGUAGCCAGAAGGGCACAAGGGAGAUUCUCGGACCUUCUGUUCUUUGAUCGGGUUGCUGGUCACCUGGGCGUAUCUAGGUUGUGAAAAUUCUUUGAGCUGUACCCUUGUGGUUUGUGCCCUUUUCUGUAUGGAUGU
Molecule: messenger RNA, 3929 nt
Organism: Eubalaena glacialis (North Atlantic right whale)
Lineage: Eukaryota; Metazoa; Chordata; Mammalia; Artiodactyla; Balaenidae
Gene: GNG4
Product: G protein subunit gamma 4
Exons: 4
Coding region: 173-400 (75 amino acids)
Biological process (GO): G protein-coupled receptor signaling pathway
Cellular component (GO): heterotrimeric G-protein complex
Molecular function (GO): G-protein beta-subunit binding
Source: RefSeq, a predicted model, not a curated record